Messenger RNA from Coccidioides posadasii C735 delta SOWgp, 1458 nucleotides. RefSeq lists its product as uncharacterized. Gene Ontology annotation, cellular component: nucleus. Gene Ontology annotation, molecular function: dioxygenase activity. Lineage: Eukaryota; Fungi; Ascomycota; Eurotiomycetes; Onygenales; Onygenaceae. Gene Ontology annotation, biological process: DNA alkylation repair; DNA repair. The record is from RefSeq and is a predicted model, not a curated record.
CGUCUGGGAGUCUUGGCUCUCAGCCUGGCGGCCGACAUCCCCGAUGAUCAUGGCACCGCGCAGAGGCUGCACCGGGUGACGAUCAUGGAUAAGUAUCUCCUUCGAAAACGCCCACGGGAUUUAUUCUCUCACGCCCCAUCCCUCUCUCCACCGGCCGCGAAUUCCGGCGAACGUAAGGCGGAGGUGGAGGUCAAGACAAAAGAGACGCGAGGUGGAAUGGAAGACGAUGAAGAGUCUACAGAUGUCAAACUGGCAACAUUAGCGUCCCUAUAUGCAGAUAUAUCCCAGGACAUCUUAUUGGACCUACUAAUUGCAAACGAUGGUUCCAUCCCCUUAACUUGCUCUGCUGUGAACGCAGAAUUAUCAUCCCGAAAGAAGAUCAAGCGGUCGAUCAAUGGGAAUCUCGGAAUCCAAAGCUCCCUGUCUUCAUAUGGAAUGGCGUCAGACGGGCCAGCUGCGUCCUCGAAGACCGUGACCAAAAGAGGACAAACACUUCAUCUCUUCUCUCCCCAAGACAUCUCAAAACACACGCCCUGCACCAUAAUCCACAAUUUUCUGUCCGCCGAAGAUGCAACUUCUCUGCUUAAAGAGCUCCUAUGCGAAUCCGAAACAUUCUCCCGCCAACGGUUCCAGCUCUUCGAGAAUGUUGUUGAAAGCCCACACAGCACAGGAUUCUACGUCUCAAGUUCCGAAGAACAGCGCCAGCAAAAGUCCGAAUACGCAUACAACGGCAACUACCGCACCGAUGUGAGGCAGCUAACCCCAGAAUUACGUAGGAUCUCUAAAAGUGUGCAAAAAGCAGUGAACGAGGAAAUCCAAAAACGUAUUCGAGACCAUUACCCAAAUGGGAAGAAACUACAGUACCAGUCCCCACUGGAGUGGGUUCCCAACGCUGCCUUCGUGAACUGUUACGAUGGCCCAUCCGAAAGCGUCGGAUACCACUCAGACGAACUGACCUAUCUUGGACCCCGUGCUGUCAUCGCCAGCCUUAGUUUGGGGGUUGCCAGGGAGUUCCGAGUGCGAAAGGUCGUUCCUCCCGAUGAAGCAAAUGUUGACGGUUCAUCGUCGUCGUCAGAUACUCACCCAACCUCCCGUGCAGAUAUACAAGGACAGAUCUCUAUCCACCUACCGCACAAUUCCCUCCUUGUCAUGCAUGCUGAAAUGCAAGAAGAGUGGAAACACAGCAUUGCUCCCUCACAGAUGAUUUCUCCCCACCCUGUUUCCGGGAAUAAAAGGAUAAAUGUCACAUAUCGCUGGUAUCGGGCCUCUUUGCACCCUAAGAACACCCCUCGUUGUCGGUGUGGCAUGCCAUGCGUCCUUCGAUGUGUCCAGAAAAAAAAAGAAAAUCGGGGCAGAUAUAUGUGGAUGUGCUAUGCUGGCUAUGCUCCAGGAAAAAAAACAUGCGCAUUUUUCCAAUGGGCUUCUUUUGAUGAUAAUGGAGAGCCAAUUUGGGAAUGA